Molecule: messenger RNA, 8515 nt
Organism: Astyanax mexicanus (Mexican tetra)
Lineage: Eukaryota; Metazoa; Chordata; Actinopteri; Characiformes; Acestrorhamphidae
Product: sickle tail protein homolog
Exons: 21
Coding region: 577-6039 (1820 amino acids)
Cellular component (GO): cytoplasm
Source: RefSeq, a predicted model, not a curated record
GCGAGCAUUUGCAGCAGAGUAGAAUCAACUGUCAAACAGUAAUCACCUCCGCUGCCUUGCCUGCUUAAACCCGUUUUAAUCACAGCGCGUUUCAACAGCAAGGGCGAGUAGAUUAAGGCUCUGCUUCUGGACCAUUAGAAGGAUCGCCUGGAGGGUGAUUAGCAAGGGAUUGGCACGUCAGGGACUUAGUGCCCACGGCACUGGAGGGCAUCCACUGGUGUGUCUGUGUGAUUAUGUGUGUGUGACUUGUCUUUCUUUGGCAGAAGAAGAGAAUUUGGCAGUAGCAUCACUCUGAAGUGAGUUGCAUUUCAUUUAGAGGUCACUUAUGGUGUAGAAGUGGCAAAAGUUUUGGACUGUGGCUUCAAGCUUGAACAAGUAUGUUAGUGAACUGGAAGCUUUGAUAAAUGCAACUUUUGGCAAACUUCUCUGGAAGCACAAUGAACUUUUGUCCCAUUAGAGAGGUGCCUCUACUUUAGGCUUUAGGACUUUUUGGGAUCAACCCAACAAGAAACACAACUUUGGAAGUAGCUUUGGCGACCUCUUCCUUCAGUGUGACUUUAUUAGGAACGUUUGAAAAUGUCCAAGCCAUCUCGUCUGGUCAAACCCGCCAAACAGUCAAGGAAAGAACCACCGGGCAACCGCCAACGGAUGCUGAUCGUCGGGGAGAGGCUGAUGAGAGCCGGAAGUGAGGGCAACCUGGUGAGACCUAGACUGGAACAGGAUCAGCAGCAGCUUGUCAACAGCCAGGACUGGUCUACGAAGACGUUGCCCAAUCCAGAGCCACAGAAAGGAGAGCACAGGCUAUGCUCUGCUGAGGAUGCGGAAAGCCUGGACAGUAGGCAGUGCAGCAGGGAAGAAAGUGAGCACCUAGACCCCUGGUCCCCCCGCACGUUACCCCACAGACGUACAGGAGCCAUGCAGCCACCCAACGUGGAGCACAGGAGGGAGGCCUUCCUGGAGCAUCUGAAGCAGAAAUACCCCCACCAUGCCUCCUCCAUCAUGGGCCACCAGGAGAGGUUUCGGGACCAGAUUAGAGGUCCUGUUCAUGGUGGAAGUCUCCAGUCUGGUGUAGGGGAGCAGGGGGAACACUCUCUGGCCUCCCUGGAGUCUCUGGAGGCCAUGUCUGAGGGAGAAGCCCCCGCCGCCUUCACAAGGGGCAGCCGCACCCGCGCCAGCCUCCCUGCAGUCAAAUCCAGCAACCACACCAAGGACCGAUCAUUAGGUGUGUUGUAUCUUCAGUAUGGAGAGGAGACGCGGCAGAUUCUCAUGCCCAAUGAGGUGACAACUGUGGACACGGUCCGAGCUCUGUUCGUCAGUGCCUUCCCCCAGCAGCUCACCCUGAAGAUGCUGGAGACGCCCAGUGUGGCCAUCUACAUUAAAGACCACGCACGCAACGUCUACUACGAGCUCACAGACAUUCGAAACAUCACGCCACACUCCUGCCUGAAGCUCUACCACAAGGACCCCACCCAGGCCUUCAAUCACUCCUCCAGACACAACAAUGGAGACGCCAGGAUCUCUCGCGAGAGGCUAUAUGGCACUAGACAGCCUGCUACAGGACAGAGUCUGGUCCACACCCUUCCUCCCCAGCACAGCCCCAUCCGCACCGUGCAGGGUUCCAUGUCCCCGCCGGCUGCUCGCUCCAUGCCCUCCUCACCUUCUAGACUGGCCUACACCUCCCGAACUGCAGGCAGCGCUACCCUUCCCCGUGAGCGCAUGUCCAGUGCCCCUCCGGCCCGCUCUACCACACCCUGCUCCAGCGUCAUCCUGGAGCGCCGGGAUGUCAAGCCGGAUGAAGACGUGGGCCCUUACAGCCCGUCUGAGGCCCGCCUGAGCUUGGCCUCAUCUCAGGACAUCCCGGACGGAGCUGUCUUCUUCCCGCAUCGCUAUUCUGAGGUCCCUGACAACCCCCAGCACUCCCUCUACAGGCAGAAGUCACGCAAGUACUCCGAAAACCAGCACACUGUUCCACUUGGGGCCAAAACCCCGCCUCCAUCCCCUCACAGAGUAAAUGAGGUCAGAAUGAUUGACAUCCACCCUGGGCAGAACACCCACAUGAUGGCCCAGGGCCAGGACAGAAGCUCACCAAUGCGGAGGUCGUUCCGGAAGGAUAGUAACGGUGGCAUGGAGGUAGUGGCCAGGGUCAGGGGGAACAUGGCCUCCCCGGUUUUUGCUGACCUGCCACCAGGACAUGGAGACAGAUCGUUUCAAGGGUCAGUAACAGCAGACCCUCAGAGCGAGCGGAUGAAGGCUAUGGAGCAGCAGAUAGCUAGUCUGACUGGUCUUGUUCAGCAUGCACUUCGAAAGGGAACAAACACCAGCAGUGUCAAAGACACCGCCAGUGAGAAGUCUGCAUCUCCUGCUCACAGCACAAACAGUGGCGGAGUGUCACCUGUGGCUGGGUGCAAAAGUCCUGUUCUACAGACUGACGUACCCCCAGAGUCAGCACCACCUACAGCACCACCUCCAGCCUCAGACCCGGCUAUCAGCUCUUUUCUGACCAGCCUUCAGAAGAACGUGUUCAGCCUCCGGCAACAGCUGCACCAGCUCAGACACAUGCAGCUGCAAAACCAGGACGCUGUGAGGCUGAUGCUGCAGCAGACGGAGGAGGAGCUUAUGGAGAGAGUGUGCGAGCGCCUGCGGCUGCUGGAAGAUCCACUGAACAAACAGAGAAGCCAAGUGGACGAGGAGAGACACAGAUACCUGGCCAUGGAGGAAAACGUGCUGCUCCAGCUGGGUGAUCUGGAGAAGCAUGUGGAGAACCUGAAGAGAGACUCUAUGUCCAUGCCAGCACAUCACCCAAUCACCUUGCGGGAUGUGGAGGAAGGGGCGGUUAAUCUGAGGAAAGUUGGGGAGGCUCUUGCUGCACUGAAAGGGGAGUUCCCAGCACUGCAGCUGAAGAUGCGCUCCGUAUUGAGAGUGGAGGUGGAGGCGGUGCGCUUCCUGAAGGAGGAGCCACACAAGAUGGACAGCAUGCUGAAGAGGGUCAAAGCACUGACUGAAACACUAGGCAGCCUCAGGAGGUGUGCUACAGAAGGCUACCUCCACACUGACCCAAGCACUGCCAAACCCGAGUCCCCCGUCUUACCCCAGGACUCCCCGACCCCUCAGCCACGCUCCCCAGCACGGGCAGCCCGCUCUGAGCUCACCCCCUCCUCGCCUGUGCUGGUGCAACGUGCACGCAGCGCCCCCGUCAGCCUGCAGCCCUGCCAGCUCUCCACAGCCCUGUCCCACCACGCCAGCCCCCCACUCACACCCACACACGGCCGCGACUCGCCCACCAUCGCCAAGGUCAGCCCACGCAGCCGAGAGGACAGCCCCGCUCUGCAGAAGAGGGGCCUCCCACAGGCCCAGGAGGAGGAGGUCAUUAAUUCCAACUCUAUUAGUGCUGCAGAAAACACCACACCAGCAACAGUGAACGAGGAGAACACUACAGCAACUACAAGCAGAGACAAGGCUGCAGAGGUGGAGAAGGUGGAGAAUGAAGCCAAGGCUGAGAUGGAGAGGAUUCUGCAGCAGGCCCAGGCCAACCUCAUGAAGGCUAUUCCUGACCUGGAGGUGACCAAUCAGGAGCUCAGCAGUACUACAGUACCAUUGGCCACCGAAACUCUGCCAGACGAGGUGGACUGUCCUCAGCCCAGAGCUCCACCUGCAGAGGCCAUCGCACCAGCAGAACCUGAAGCAGAAAAACCAGUCCAGACCAGCGCUGAGAGGCUUCAGAAGCCUCCUAUAGAGAAGCCACACAGAGCCAAUGUUGACAGAAGCAAGCCCAGUGCCGGCGAAAUGGGAGGCAAGUCCCCUCCCCCACCCCCACCUCGCAGAUUCUACCCUCAGAGCUCUGGGCUCACGACCGGACGCUCCGGAGAGGUUAUCUACACCUCCCGCAAGGAAUCCACCACUGCUCAGCAGCAGGAGGUGGAGGAGGGGGCAAGCCAAGCCAAACCCCAAAAAGUUCCCCCGGAGGUCAAACCCAAACCCUGCACAGCUCCCCCCAUCAGCACCACCACCACCACUGUCACCACCCGAGACGAGGAGGAGGAUGAUGAAGAUAAGAUCAUAGCCGAGCUGCAGGUGUUUGAGAAGUGCCCGGUUAAAGAUUUAGAGCCCAGGUAUGUGGUGGAUCUGACCACCCACAAGCUCCCAGACACUGAGGCAUCGUUCUCCCUCUCCUCGUACGACCCAAAGAAAACAGCUCAUCCUUGCGAAGAUGGAAAACACGCUUCCAAUGCUUCAGCUGACUCUGGGGUCAUAUAUUACAUCACUGGCACAGCAAAGAGCCCUACCGACAAUCAACUUGUCAAAGAACCUGAAGUCCAAAAAGUGUCCGGGGAAGGAAUCAUUUCUUCCUCUAAGGUGGCACAUCUGAAUGCUUCUGACUUUUCCCAACGGCCAAACGUACUAACAUCACAUGGCUUAACUUUAGAUCCUCUGAAAUCAGUGGAAGAUAGCCAAGAUUCUCGUGAUACUCAUCAAAUCUCUCUAAGUCCUUCUAAGCCCCUGAUGGUGGAUACCUGCAAGCCUGAGGAUGAGGCACAAGUUGUUCAGAAAGGACAACUGGUUGAGAGUAUGACGAAUAGGCCAGGAAAACCUCUUGAAAACCUGAUUCCCACUGGAGGUUCUGAGGCACAGACAACUGUCUCUCAAGUGGAAUCUAAAGCAUCAGAGUUAUCAUCUGAUAACGGAGGCCAGGAAAAUGAGGAACAAGUGGUAAUGAGGUCAUCCAAAGUUCGAGUAAGGUACACAGAGAAUGGUAGCUUGAGCCCAGACCUUCCUGGGGAGGAGGCGCCUCCUCCACCUCCACCAGACAACAUUGCCUUCAUGAUCACAAAAACCAGAGUCAAGGCUCUGUCCAAUGGAGAGUACCAGCAGUUGGUCAGCUCCAAGGGCCAAGACGUUGAAACCGUAAAAGUAGGAACAGACACUAUUGCAUAUGGCCCAGAGGACAGUGGGUUCAGUAACAAGAAACCUGUCAUCAUUCUCUUUGAUGAGCCUAUGGACAUCCGGCAGGCGUACAAACGCCUCUCCACUAUCUUUGAGUGCGAGGAGGAGCUGGACAAAAUGCUUGCAGAGGAAACCAUUGAUGAGGAGGCAGAAGAAGAAGAAGAGGAGGAAGCAAGUUCAGGGCAAGUAAGGACCGCCAAGUCUGGGGUAGAAGUACAGUUUAGACCAGAAAGAAACAAAGCAGAUGGCAGUGCAGGUAGUAAUCAUCUCUCAGUUACCGGUCAACAUCAGAGCCCUACAGAGUGCUCUUCCCCAGAGGAUGGAUCCAAAGUAGAUCUGCCUGGCGAUGGGAAACAAGAGGGUAAAAAGAAAUUUAAGUUCAAGUUUCCAAAGAAGCAGCUGGCCGCCAUUGGGCAAGCAAUCCGCACAGGGACAAAAACGGGCAAAAAGACCCUGCAGGUGGUCGUUUACGAGGAUGAAGAAGAAGCAGAUGGUACGUUGAAGCAAGCAAGAGAAGCCAAAAGGUUUGAGAUCCAAUCCCAGGCAGACUCUGUCGGUCUGCCAAGUUCUGUUCCUUCAGUCAGCACCUCUUUGCAGCAGACCAACCCAACCAGUCCUCAACUCUCCAAAGGAAGGAAUAAUGAGAUCUGUAAGACCACAUACAAAACCUUAGACAGCCUAGAGGAGACCAUCAAGCAACUAGAAACAACCAUCAGUGGCAUGGAUCCCACACUGUCCCCUGAAACUGCACGGAAAGAUUCGAAGAGAGCCGCCGCUCAAAUGGAGCAGGAUGGAGGAAGUCCCUCGAAGAGGCCAACUUCCCAGAACCCAAAGCCCCAAAAAUCUCUCCAUCGGAAGAAGGGCAAAGCACAAUCCACCCCUCGAACCUCGUCUUCCAGUUCCUCCAGCUCCUCCAGCUCCAGUGGCACUAAACAACAGAACACCAGUGGCUCACCUUCCUCAAGUCGAAUUUCCUCGCCUCGAUCCCGGCAGCAAGCGGGAACUGCAGAGAAACCCAGCAAAGCCCAAAAGAUCCAGGACUCCCAGAGGCCAUUCCGUCAGAGCUGUCUCUACUGUCCAGGGAAGGCUUCCGACUAGAUCUUGGAGCAUUGCUGUGAGGAUUUGAUUGCAUUCAGCAACAAGAGUGGUGAAUGCUUUUUUUUAGGUAGGUCAGGAUGUUUGAUGAUCACCAGCUCACCUCAUCAUCACCAAUUCUGCAACUCAUCCCAAAAUGAAUGAACGAAUGAAUGGAUGGAGCUCAGUGCUGGAAGGUUUCUUAUCUCUGGCAUUAGGCACGGUGGCAAUAGGUUCAUGUUUUUCCUGCUCCAGGGUCCAGAGAGCUGCAUUUGCACAUCCGUGUCAGCAAUGGGUGCAACUUCAAUAGACGAAUGCACUCAUUAAAAAGGAUGUCCACCACGUAAGAAGUUAAGAUUGGAAAUAUAUCUACCUCGAUAUGUCACGAUUUUGUUCAUAUGUACAAAUGUAACAUUCUAGCUCAGCAUCCUACAGCUCUGGAAAAAAUAAGAGACCACUUAAGAAUGAUGAGUUUCUUCGAUUUUACCAUAUUAAAAAUCUCUGGAAUAUAAUCAAGAGGAAGAUGGAUGAUCACAACCAUCAAACCAAGCAGAACUGCUUGAAUUUAUGCACCAAGAGUGACAUAAAGCUAUCCAAAAGCAGUGUGUAAGACUGGUGGAGGAGAACAUGCCAAGACGCAUGACAACUGUGAUUAAAAACCAGGGUUAUCCACCAAAUAUUGAUGUUAUUUUCUGAAAAUAAAUGCUCUAAAUGACAAUAUUUCUAUUUGAAAUUUGGGAGAAAUGUUGUUCGUAGUUUAUAGAAUAAACAACAAUGUUUAUUUUACUCAAACAUAAAUAAACCUAUAAAUAGCAAAAUCAGAUGAUUCAAACUGAUUCAGAAACUGAAGUGGUCUCUUAAUUUUUUCCAGAGCUGUAAUAACAACACAAGUUAGUUUGAAAUAUACAAGUGCCAGUAUGUAUCCUUAUGCUUCUUUGUUUUCAUAAAUAUGAUAUUUCCAACAUAUAUUUUGUGAGAGAGGACCAUGCUAUGCGUGUCGCACAGGGAGGCCAACUUAGAAGUAAGUUUAGGAAGGAGAUUUUGUUCAGAUAUUUUUUUAUAACUUCGGUUGAUGCGAUAUCACAGCUAACAGUGCAAACUAUUUUUCUGAGCUGGAUUACUCACAGAAAGUUGAUGACAAUUUGUAAUACAAUGGCAAAGCUUUGGUUAAAUAGGAGAAGUCUUGUUGGUUAUAGCAUGUGUAUGAUGUAUGAUGAUGUCUGCACAUUACUGAGGUCUUAAAAAAUUGUUUAAAAAUCAUUUCAUGGUUAUUAAAACAUUUUCAAUCACUGUAUUGAUACUGAUAGAAUUAGUCCUAAAGUAAACUGUCACUAAUACCACCAAAUACUUCUUAAAUAAGGUAUUGUUUAGCAAAUUUACAGAAAAUAACAAUGGAAAAGCUCAAAAAAACUCAAUGUCUUCAAGCUUCUGAUGGGCAGUUAGUUGUACAUGCCACUCACUUGCAUUGUCUUCAUCUGGGUAAAGCAUUUGUUGUGGGUUGUGGGUCUGACUCUCAGUGUUAUAAUUGCUUACAGCAUAACUGCACAGUAUAACUGAAUCUAGUGCUAGACAUGGUGCUUCUGAACAACAGGUUUUUCUUCUUCUUUUUUUUUAAGUGAGGGAUCAGUUUGAAUGGAUAGUGUCGGAUUUAUUUUUUAUAGGAGCGUGAGAAUUAUUAUAGUAUAUUGCUUAAUUACAACGACUAUAUACAUGUGUACAAAAAAACAUAUUUUUGAAAAGGUUAAAUAGAUGAAUAUAGUAUAUUUUCACCUAUGUUGUUGUUUGUUCUUUUGAGUUGAGUUAAGUAGAUAUAUAGCGUAGAAUAACUUAAGCUUAAUUCUUCAACUGCCUGUUUAUAAAGAAAAAAAAUUUGAAAACUUUUCGAAAUUAAUUAUUUUUGGGUUUUAAUGCUGGUUUUUAGUUUGAACUAACAUUAUACACACACGGGUCAAUCCAAAGUGCCCUGUUUUUUUUUUUUUUUUUUUUUUUUUUUUUUUUUUUUUUAAGUGUUUCACUACAAAACCAAAGUUUCCAUUCAUUAACUCAAAGAUUAAAGACUAUACAUAAUGUUACAGCAGGCUCUAUUGAGUAAGUGUGUGAGUAAGUGUGUGUGAGCGUGUGUGAGCGUGUGGUUUGAUAGUGAUAAGAAAUCUUCAGUAGUUUACUCAUUACUCAUUACGGAAGUGUUUGUGGAAGUGUUUCUAAUAGCUAAUCGUGUCAAAAUGCCUAAACAACACGUGGAUUAGUGUCAUUUAAAAAAAAAAAAAACGUACAUGUUUGCAUCUGGCCAAAGUUUACUCCUCCUAUGCAUGCCUUUUACAUACAUCUUUCAUCCUAAAGAAAAUCAUGUUUGCACAAAAAUGCUGUAAAUAUUUUUUUUCUGUUUUGUAAAACUGUAUAACCUGUAUAAAAGCCGUGGAGGGAAGCGUGUGAAAACAUGUAAAAGCUUGUGUUAAUGGAAUAAAGGGCUGUCUGCUUUAGCACUGUCUCUCUGAAAGCC